This is a messenger RNA of Limanda limanda (common dab), 645 nucleotides long. It is a transcript of the gene fgf17, whose product is annotated as fibroblast growth factor 17. The transcript is spliced from 5 exons. The coding region runs from base 1 to 645 and encodes 214 amino acids. The record is from RefSeq and is a predicted model, not a curated record. Lineage: Eukaryota; Metazoa; Chordata; Actinopteri; Pleuronectiformes; Pleuronectidae. Gene Ontology annotation, biological process: cell differentiation; positive regulation of cell population proliferation; positive regulation of gene expression. Gene Ontology annotation, cellular component: cytoplasm. Gene Ontology annotation, molecular function: type 2 fibroblast growth factor receptor binding; type 1 fibroblast growth factor receptor binding; growth factor activity.
AUGUAUGGAAUAAACCAGCGCUGUAUUUACAUAUCAUUUCAUUUUUUCGUGCUGUGGUGCCAUGCUCAGGGGGAGAAUCACCCGUCUCCUAAUUUUAAGCAGUAUGUGAGGACGCAGGGCGCAGUGACGGACCAGCUGAGCCGCAGACAGAUCAGGGUGUACCAGCUCUACAGCCGCACCAGCGGGAAACACGUCCAGAUUCAGGGCAAACGGGUCACCGCUACCGCUGAGGAUGGAAACAUGUACGCUCGCCUGUUUGUCGAGACGGACACGUUUGGCAGUCGCGUGAGGAUAAGAGGAGCAGAAAGUGGGCGCUACCUCUGCAUGAACCGGAAGGGUAAACUUGUUGGAAAGCCCAAUGGUCGGAGCAGGGAUUGUAUCUUCACAGAGAUAGUGCUGGAGAACAAUUACACGGCGUUCCAGAAUGCCAAGUAUGAGGGCUGGUAUGUGGCCUUCACCAGGAAAGGGAGGCCCAUCAAAGCCUCCAGGACGAGGCAGAACCAGAGAGAGGUCCAUUUCAUCAAGAGGCUACACACGGGCCCCCCUCCCUUCCCCAACACCAACCAAAGCAAACACUUUGAGUUCAUCCGAUUUCCGUCCACACGUCGAGCAAAGCGGAACAGGAAAUCACAUACCUCUUCCUAA